UCGCCGUGAUGUUUCAAGUUGAAACUGCCCAGGAACUUUUGGUUUCCCUUAAACGCGAAACUCAACCCUUAGGGCCUACUUGCAUUGACGACCUAGAUGACCAUAUACGCAGAGCACUGCCGGAACUAACAACAGACGCCUCAACUUUGAACCGGGGAGACGUGUUCGAGAUUCAUGGGUCUCAUGGCUCAGGGAAAACACACCUCCUGUACUUUAUCGUGAUGACAUGCGUGUUGCCUUACUCAGCAAUUUUGAGGCAUAAUGGGCUGACGGAAUCUUUCGAACUUGGUGGAAAAGAGAAAGCCGUGAUUGCGGUUGACUGCGACAGGCAGUGGUCCACCGACCGAAUCAACGAACUUGUCAGUCAUUACGUCAGGAAGAGGAUCGAGUGGACUCUGGCUCAGGAGUCGAUUGAGAUCUCGAGAGAACUUUCAAGCAUAAUUGGGUCCUUGGCAAAAGAUAUUUCCGAUCAGAGUCUCAGACGAUUGCAUAUAUUUCGACCAAGUUCUCCGCUUCAGCUGGCCGCGACCUUGGCAUCCAUACCAAAUUUCCACGCCACGUCUACUCCUGACCAGGAGAUAUGUAUGCUCAUGAUAGACUCAUUGACUGCGUUCCGGUGGCCCGAUUUGGGGACGAGCGAGCACAAUGUGCGAUCCCAGAAUGGAUCCUCGCUGCAUGCCGAAGUCCCAAUAAAGCAGGUCACGGAUUGCAUCCAAGCCCUCCGAGAGUCACUUGGGGUCGUCACCUUUGUCACCAGGUUGACAGUUCCAGCGCUUCCUCCAACACAAGAUCGUGGACAGAGCCUGCCAUCACACUAUACUUCCGCGCUUGAUCAUCCGCAUGGUCAAGCUCACGACAAGUUAUCGUCCUCCACAACUCAUCAAAUUACCCUUUUCCCCCGUACCAACUCUCCGGGUAUCGGAGGACCCGGUACAGAACCAUCUGUGAAUGUGGAGGCCUGCGUUCGGACAUCGGUUGACAGCGGGGAUGGUCGAAUGCCGCGGGCUCGGCACCGAGUCGAAGUAGGCAAGUUCGAAUUUCGAAUCAGUGAAGGCGGACUGCAUUGGCCAUGAUUUAGAUUUGCAAAAGCGGCUGGAUGCGGCCAGGGUGGUAAACGGAGUUAGUUUUGAUUGGGCCUGAUCCCCGCUGUCAUUUUCAAGAUGGUGGCUAGUGAAGUGGGAUUAGGGGAGAUACGUUGUAGCUUGCUGUCAUGAUCCAUUCGACAACUUGAAUGUUGAUUCACGAAAUC
Messenger RNA from Cantharellus anzutake, 1249 nucleotides. RefSeq lists its product as uncharacterized. The transcript has 3 exons. NCBI's taxonomy places the organism in Eukaryota, Fungi, Basidiomycota, Agaricomycetes, Cantharellales, Hydnaceae. Gene Ontology annotation, cellular component: Rad51B-Rad51C-Rad51D-XRCC2 complex; replication fork; centrosome. The record is from RefSeq and is a predicted model, not a curated record. The coding region runs from base 9 to 1073 and encodes 354 amino acids. Gene Ontology annotation, molecular function: four-way junction DNA binding. Gene Ontology annotation, biological process: double-strand break repair via homologous recombination; DNA strand invasion.